Molecule: messenger RNA, 1224 nt
Organism: Exophiala oligosperma
Lineage: Eukaryota; Fungi; Ascomycota; Eurotiomycetes; Chaetothyriales; Herpotrichiellaceae
Exons: 3
Coding region: 1-1056 (351 amino acids)
Biological process (GO): signal transduction; peptidyl-serine phosphorylation
Cellular component (GO): cytoplasm; nucleus
Molecular function (GO): protein serine/threonine kinase activity; ATP binding
Source: RefSeq, a predicted model, not a curated record
AUGGACAGCUUUGUGCAGCGUGUACAUGACAUAGCCAUCGGUGGCAGAUAUCACUUGGUGCGAAAACUAGGAUCUGGUACUUUUGGCCAUGUAUAUCUAGGUCUUGAUAGCGAGACCGGCAACGAAGUCGCCAUGAAAUUUGAACAUCACAGUGUUGCACCGUCUCUACUGGAAGAAGAAGCGCGAAUCUAUCGAUCUCUACAGAAAUCUGGCUUUCCUCGGGUGCACUGGUUCGGACAACAACAUGACUUUAUGGUUUUGGUUUUUGAGCUACUCGGUCCGAACUUGGAAGACUUGUUCCGAUAUUGUGGUGACCAGUUCUCGCUGAAGACGACGCUGAUGCUCGCCAAUCAAUUGCUUUCUCGUUUCGAGAGUCUUCAUUCGAACAAUUAUCUCCAUCGGGAUGUCAAGCCUGAAAACUUCCUUCUGGGUACGGGUGAACGAGGCAAUAUUGUCUACAUGACCGAUUUAGGCCUUGCGACCUAUCGAGAUCCCGACCGGUGGAGGGCGAGCAGCCCUCCUCGUCGUGUUGGUGUGCCCGCACGUCCUCCUCAAUUAGUAGGCACAUGCAGAUAUGCGAGCAUCAACGGACAUUUGGGCGUCGCACAAUCUCGGCGGGAUGACUUGGAGGCACUAGGCUACAUGCUGGUGUACUUCCUGCGUGGGAAUCUCCCUUGGCAAGGUCUCAAGGCGAAGCGAGAUGCCAAACACCUACUGGUUCUGGAAAUGAAGCAGGCGACCAGUGCGAGCGAACUCUGUGCAGGGCUACCGACUGAGUUCGAGGACUACAUGAAUUACGUGAACAAAUUGCGCUACGAGGAUCGACCCGACUAUCAGCACCUCCGAAGGAUGUUCAGCAAGCUUUUCCGCCAACAAGGGUUCGACUACGACAACGUCUUUGACUGGACGGUCCGAGAAUUCCUGAGAUUGGAGCCUGACCCCCAAGACCGCUCGCGUGGAAAACAUAUGGACGAACAACGGGGCGAAGAUGCUACGAAGCCAUUAGGUAGCGCGGCACGAAAGAAGACUAGGGCCGCCCGUCGAAAGAGGACGUGAUAUCAUCAAACAUGGAUAUGGCAGGACCAAAAGACAUGCCAAUGAUGACUACCACGCCUCCCGUUUGCGUCUAACAGUUGUUGGCCAGAUCCCAGGGUCGGUGCCUUUUGUGCAACUCCAGGCUGGCUGCUAUCGACCAUCGAGAACCAGUCAUUUUGCGGCAACAAU